This is a messenger RNA of Blastomyces gilchristii SLH14081, 831 nucleotides long. RefSeq lists its product as uncharacterized. The record is from RefSeq and is a predicted model, not a curated record. The transcript has 2 exons. Lineage: Eukaryota; Fungi; Ascomycota; Eurotiomycetes; Onygenales; Ajellomycetaceae. Bases 10 to 831 code for a protein of 273 amino acids.
CGCCAAGAAAUGUAUGGGACCAGACCAAAUGAAACCAAAUGUGAAAUUCAUGGUCCCAGCGACCAGUCUAGUAUGAGUAAAAUGAGUUCAAGAGUACACUCAGUUGAUGUGGAAAAAGAUGUUUUCCCAGAUGCCAUUCCUGAGAUUGAAAUUCUAAAGAGAAGAAAGAAGGAAGAAAUAGAGAAACAACAAGUUCUUGAAAUACAGGAACUGGAAAAAGCAAGCAAAAUUCUUGGAAAACAGUGUCUUAGUGAGGAGAAUGAAGAAGUUCUGUUAAUUCUUCAUACUCAGGCUAGACAACUACAAGAAGUGAUCAAGUUCAAACUUGGAAUUUCAAACACAAUUCAAAAAACAUUGAAAUCUUCCAGUACAGUCACUGACUCUUUUUCAUCUUCUACUUCUUCAUCUUCUUCUUCAAAUCAGAAGAAAACAUAUGCUCAAGUAGCAGAAUCUGCUGUCUUCAAACCUGCUAGUUCAAAAUCUGCUCAAAAUUCUGAGAAAUCUGAGAAGAAUAUUUCUCAGACCUCUGUUCAUAGAAAGGAAAAAAAAGAAAUGCAAAAAGAGAAGAACUUUCAAAUCUCCAGAAACAGAAGACUUAUUCUCAAAGUCUCAAAUCAGGAGAGCUUGCAAAAAAACAAGCUAAACUCAAAUCUCAUUUUCAGAAUUAGAAAUGAAAUUAACCAGCAGUUCUUUUCUCAGUUAAUGACUGAUAUUGAAGUUCAAAAACCAGUCAUAGCUUCAAUUGAGCCAUCUUUCUUUGGAAACUCUAUUAUUUUGACUACAAUGCCUGAAUUCAGUGCAGAAUUCCUCAUUCAGAAUGAGAAUCUCUGA